AUGAAAGAUACAGGUGGUCCAGGUGCAAGUUCCCUCUUUGGUCUGUUUACAGAAGUUGGCCCAUUAAUAGCCAAAGAAGAUGACAAUCAACGAGACGUGUUUCUCAAUCUACAAGCAAAGAUUGCCGCCGAAAUAAAAAAAGAAAAUUGGGCGCAGGCUGAUAUCCUAAUGGACCAAUUAAUCGAUGGAGAACUGACGAACUCGUCAUAUUUCAAGAAGUACACUGGCUUUGAUUACUACUACAACUUCAUGAAGCCGGAGGACGAUGAGGACAUGACAGUUUUCGUCGAUUUACUCCACAACGACAAAGUCAGGCGCAGCGUCCACGUGGGCGGGCUGCCUUUCAACUCCGGCGAAGAAGUGCGAAUCCGCUUGGCGCUAGACUUGUUGAAAUCGGUGGCGCCCCUAUUAGAGACACUGUUGUCGCACUACAAAAUUUUGCUCUACAACGGACAACUGGACAUCGUCGUGGCGUACCCGCUUACGGAGAACUUCCUGAGGAAAUUGAGGUUUUCGUCCGCGGAGGAAUACAAGCGCGCUCCACGCAGGAUAUGGAAGGUGGGCGCUGAUAUUGCCGGCUACGUCAAAACGGCGCACAACCUGACCGAGGUGCUGGUAAGAAACGCGGGGCACAUGGUCCCUCACGACCAGCCGAAAUGGGCUCUAGACAUGAUAAACAAGUUUAUACAUAAUCAAUUU
Iphiclides podalirius (scarce swallowtail) is the source of this 699-nucleotide messenger RNA. Lineage: Eukaryota; Metazoa; Arthropoda; Insecta; Lepidoptera; Papilionidae. The record is from the annotation of a GenBank genome assembly.